AUUCAAUCACGAUGGCAAGUCGCCGCUUCGACGACGACGGCAAUUUCGUCGAGCCGCCGAUCGGAGAGGAAGCUUUGACGGCGCAAGACUUGCGUGAGCCAUAUGAGAUCGCCCGAACGCCCACGUUAGAGAUGCUUCUUAGUAUUCCUAUCGACUUUAUCGUUCGACAAAUUCACCUACGCGCGGAGGCCGAGCUCCUCGUGAGGAUAGGAGACCUGGGCGCAGAGCUUGACAACCUGCUAGAGUCAACCCUGGAGCAAGCCAGCGACUACGCACGGUGCCACUCCAUCUUGAAAGCGGUGGUCCAGUCGUGUGUGUCGAAUUCGCUGUACGUCACAGAGUCUGUGACUCGGCACAGUGCAGUCAAAGGAAUCGAAACAACCAACUUAACGUUGCUCCAUGGGCGCAUCAAUGCCGCUCUGGAGCAACUCGCUGCGGACCAAGUGGCAUUGCAACGAUAUGUGGACAUGAAUCGAAUGUUUGUGCUGGAGCUUGAAGCGCUGGGCGAAGCGUCGGCGCUAGUCAAGGCGAAGUCGCGCAUACUGCAAGUGGAAACCAUUCUUAUCGAGCGCAUCGAGUCAAUUCUCACGACCAACAUGCCACUCUCGAUGUGGAACCCGACCGAGAUGUGGCCCGAUUCUGUCUACUUCCGCGACUCCCAAGCCACGCAUAUCUCUGAGACCGAGCACAAGCCCGUCGAGUCAUCGUCUUCGUCGUCAUCGCUCUUUGCCGCCACGAGGCAACGGGGCGACUCGACCUGCUUUGACGACAACCCAAUCGUCCACUAGGUUCAAGCACCUGCAUUGCAUUGAAUCAAACUAUUCGACCGAUCUUGGUGUGGC
Aphanomyces invadans is the source of this 842-nucleotide messenger RNA. RefSeq lists its product as hypothetical. The record is from RefSeq and is a predicted model, not a curated record. NCBI's taxonomy places the organism in Eukaryota, Oomycota, Saprolegniomycetes, Saprolegniales, Verrucalvaceae. The transcript is spliced from 3 exons. The coding region runs from base 12 to 788 and encodes 258 amino acids.